Messenger RNA from Paramecium tetraurelia, 10819 nucleotides. RefSeq lists its product as uncharacterized. Gene Ontology annotation, cellular component: nucleus. The record is from RefSeq and is a predicted model, not a curated record. The transcript is spliced from 3 exons. Lineage: Eukaryota; Ciliophora; Oligohymenophorea; Peniculida; Parameciidae.
AUGAAUGGAGCUGGUAACACAAACCUUUGGAAGAACAUCCCACACAAAGAAAGACAUACUAAAUGGUUCUUCUUGUACUUCGGAUACACAAAAUUGUAAUAGAAAGCUUAUUCAUAUGUUAAAUGGACAGAUGGAGAGGAUAGUUUGAAGUAUGACAAUGUUAAUCAUUACUUUGCACCUUAAUUCUUUGUAUUCGUAGGCAGAGAUAAGCACUACCCAGGAUUCAGUGGUAAAUUAGCCUAUGUUAACUUUAAUGUUGGACAAGGAUCAUUCAGAGGAGAAAAUGACUUCAAACAUCCUAAAGAUGUAUUCGGGUUUGAAAUCGGAUAAAACAAAUUAUUGGACUCAAAGAGAGGUGAUUUCAAUCCAAGAGAAUUACAAAAAGGUUAAGCACUUUAGAAUGACUUUGAAAAUGAUAAGCCUACAAUUGAAAGAGACGAGUAAUCAGGAGACUUGCCAUUUGAGGAAUAUGGUUACGGAUUCUGGAUGAGAUUCUUGACUGCCUAUCCAAAGAGAUUAAUAAGUGGUAAGAAUGCUCCUUGGUACUUCUUGUCCAGAUUGACAUACAAUGAUAAAUACUAAGAUGCUGGUAUGGGAGAUAGAACAUUAGCCAUUUGGUAAGGAUAAGGAUACUACCAUUUCACAACUUGCAAUAUUGCCCCUGCUAAUGUUAAUUUAAUUCAGAAUGUCAAUUUCCCAGAGGAUAUUGAAGGAUUAUGGACAUUUGUUUAUUACUCAUACAGUGUAGAUGAAAACAAGGCUAUAGCAUUUAUCAAAUAUGGUGAUGGAGAUGUUCAAUCAAUUACUCACAAGACAACACAUCCAGCUGUGAAAUUCUUGAAAUUCAUAUUAGGUGGAAAUGACAAUAAGAGAUACCCAGGAUUCAAUGGUUAAUUCAGAACAGUGACAUUCUCAACAAGAUCUGGUGCUUAUGUUGAUAAAUUGGAUACAAUUAAUGAUUAUUUGAAAACAAACCCAAGUCCAUCAACAUUAAUUCCAUUAUAAUCAAAUCAAAUCAUCAAAGAUCCAGUCUAAAGAUAAGCUGGAGAUGACUUAGUAUAAAGAAGAUUUGGAGGUGACGAUAACAAAUUCCCAUUAGAAUAUUCAUACAGUGGAUGGUAUAAAUGGGUUGAUGGACCUAAUCUUAACGCUUGGUAUAACUUAUUCAGAGUAACAAUCAAAGACCCAUCAACAGAUUAGUUCUUAGGAGAUAGAACAUUGUCAGGAUGGAUUGGAUUUGGUAACUUGCAUGUACCAACCUAUACAUAUGCUAACAUGAAUGGUGCUGGUAAUGUUAAUCACUGGAAGAACAUUGAACACAAGAACAGAAUCUUCAAAUGGUUCUAUGUAUACUUUGGAUAUUCAAAGAAAGACUAAUUGGCAUAUGCCUGGGCUCAAUGGUCAACAGGAGAGAAGGAUUCUUAAUCAUGGGAUAAAUGCAAUCAUUAUUUGGCUCCAGAUUUCUUCGUGUAUGUUGGAAGAGAUAAGCAUUUCUAAGGUUUGAAUGGUCAAUUGGGAGCAAUCAAUUUCAAUUUGGGGGACAAGGAUCAUUCAGAAAGGGAGAGUGAUUUCACUCACGAUGAAGAUAUUUUCGGAUACAAUGCAGCAUUCACAAAGAAAUAACCAGCAUAAUUCAAUUUGGAUAGCAGAGUUGCUAAAGUGUUAACAUCAACAGUUGAAUAAAAGGAGCCAACAUUCACAAAGAAUUUCAAUGCAGAUGAUGUAGACAAUGUUAGUGAAUAUGGUUAUGGAUUUUGGUUGAGACAUUUGAAUAAUGUUCAUCCAGUUCCAAUGAAUAGAGGUAUUUAAGUUGAUUGGACAUUUGUGGCUAGAUUGAGUAAGAAUGAGAAGUUGGCUGAUAUUGGUUUGGGUGAUAGAGUAUUAGCAAUAUGGUAAGGAAGAGGAUACUAUCAUUUCACUACAUAUAAUGGUGGAAAUCCAAAUAAUGUGAACAAUGUCAAUUUCCCAUAAUUAUUGGAUGGUCUCUGGACAUUUAUCUACUAUUCUCAUAAUUUGGAUAAGAAACAAUCAAUUUCAUUUGUUAAAUUUGGAGAAGCUGAUAUUAUUAAGAAUGUCAUUGCAGCUGAACACUUACCACCCUUAUUACUUAAAUUCUAUUUAGGAGGACAACACUUAGUAUACAAAGGAUUCAAUGGUCAAUUCUCAGAUGUGAUUGUGUCUGCAAACAAAGGUGUAUUCAUUGAGAAUAUCGAUGAUAUUAAGGCAUUACUAGAGAAAGUAGAAUAACCAGCUACCUAUGUUCUUGAUGUCAAGACUAAAUAAGUGAUUGUAAAAGAAGCCAUAUUUAAUGACAAGACAGAAUAGAAGGAAAUAGUUUAUGAUGAUUUGGCAUUAGCUCCAGAAUACUCUUGGAGUGGUUGGUUCAAAUGGACAUUCAUUCCAAAUCAAUAAGCUUGGCAUCUAGGUGUUCGUGUGAGUACUUUGUAAUCAAGUGAAAAUCUGUCAUUCUUGGGUGAUAGAUCAUUGUGCAUGUGGGUUGGAUAACCAGAAGGAGGUAUUUUACACUUUGCUACUUACAACUACUAAAAUAUUUAUGGAGGUGGUAAUGCUAAUUCAUGGUAGAAUGUUAAACAUAAUGAUGAUCAUGCAAGAUGGCACUUUGUUUAUUUCGGAUACUCCAGAAAUACUAGAUAAGCAUAUGCAAGAGUUGAAUUUAGAGGAAGAUUAGAAGAGAGACCUUACAAGGAUCACAAUCAUUUCAUUGCUAAUGCUUAUUCAUUCUAUGUUGCUAAAGAUAAAUGGCAUGCUGCAUAUAGUGGUGUCAUUUCAACUUUGAGAUUCAAUGUUGGCGAUGGAGUAUUCAGAACUGCUGAAUAUGAAAAGGCUAAAGAUGAUAUUCAUGGAUAUGAUUCAGGAAGAGCAUUGUACUUCAAGGAACUACCAAAAGUAGAUCUAGAGAAAGAUUUGUAGAAAGGUGGUUUGGAUUCACCAUAAAAUGGUAAGGAUCCGUUGAUCACAAGAAAAUUGUCAGGAGCAGAACUUGAAGACAAUGUUGAAUUUGGUUAUGGUUUCUGGUUGAGAUUCCUUACUCAAUAUCCAAUUGCUUUGAAACAAGGAUUGUAACCACCCUGGUCAUUUAUUGCCAGAGUCACUAGAAAUCAAGAUUUGGGAGAUGCCAGAUUAGGAGAUAGAUUAUUGGCUAAUUGGUUCAAUAGUGCCAACUAUUAUCACUAUUGUACAAAUGAUGGAGGAAAUGUUAAUUCAGUUCAAAAUAUCCAAACUGGUUAAGAUAUAGAAGGUGUCUGGACAUAUUUGUUCUUUGCUCAUAGUGAUGCUGUUGAUUAAUCAGUUGGUUUCUUGAAGAUUGGUGAUAAAUUGUAGAAGAUUGUAACAUAAUCAGUAAUUCCAGUUCCACAAUUCUUACAAUUCUACUUAGCAGGAUCAUAACUCAAUUAUCCAGCAUUCAAUGGUCAAUUUGCUCAUGUAGUAUUCUCUGCUGGAGAAGGAAUUUUCAAGAAGGAUGAAGCUCAAUUCAAUGCUUGGUUAUAAUAAUUUGAAAAACCUGCCUAAUUCAAUACCAAUUUGGUUACUAAGCAUGUAAUUGAAGACCCUAAGGAAUUCAAAUAAGAUACUCCAUCAGAUGAAAUUAUUUAUGAAGACUUAGCUCUAGUUGGAGAAUAUUCUUGGUCAGGAUGGUUCAAAUGGACUCCAACAGUGUAAUAGCCAUGGCAUUUGAUGGUCAGAUUCUCAAUCCACUAGGCUUCAGAAAACAUAUAAUUCUUAGGAGAUAGAACACUCAAUGCAUGGGUCGGAUAAGGAUACUUCCAUUUCACAGCAUACACAUAUGUUAAUCUUAAUGGAGGUGGAAAUGUUAAUCAAUGGUAGAAUAUCAAUUAUGAGAAUGAUCACACAAAAUGGCAUUUCAUCUACUUUGGAUAUUCAAAGGUCCAAUAAUUGGCUUAAGCUAAAGUGGAAUUCAAGAAUAGAGUUGCAGAAUUGUCUUACAAGAAUACAAAUCAUUAUUUACCAAAUAAGAUAUCAGUUUAUGUUGCAAGAGACAAAUGGCAUGCAGUCUACAGUGGUAAUAUCGGUCAUUUAAGAGUCAAUGGAGGAAAUGGGGCAUUCAAUCCUACAGGUUAUGGUGAUGCUAAAGAUGAUGUCUUCGGAUAUUAGAUUGGAAAGGAUGCAUUUUUAGAGAAGGAAGCACCAGUAGAUGAAUUGAGAGAAUAAGAAAUAUUAGAUUCUGCAUUUAAUCAAGAGAAGCCAGUUCUUUAAAAAGAAUUCAAGGAAGCUGACUUAGAAGGAGUCUCAGAAUAUGGUUAUGGAUUCUAUUUCAGACAUUUGGAAUAAUAUCCAGUUUAAAUGAGAGAUGGUAGAUUGGCACCAUAUUACAUCAUGUCAAGAUUAUCAUGGAAUAAGGAUGAAGGAGAUAUCAGAAUGGGAGAUAGAUUAUUGGCAGUCUGGUAAGAAUAAGCAGCAAUAUUGUUCAUAACCAAUGAUUUACCAGGAAAUCCAAAUCUCUUGUCUAGAAUACCAGUUGCUGAAAGAGAAGGAGUUUGGACAUUCUUAUACUUCAGUUAUUCAUUGGAAGAUUAAUUGGCUGUUGGUAUAUUGAAGUUUGAUGGUAUUGAUGAAGUAUUCCACACAUCAAUGAAAUGUAACCAUGGUAAAAGAAGUUAUUUGAGAUUCACUUUGGGAUCUGCACCUCCUCAUUUCUAUCCAAGAUUUAAUGGUCAAAUUGCCAACUAUGCUAUCAAAUUUGGUAGAACUGGAUUUGUGAGAAAUUAUGAUUCCUUAAAGAAAUAUUUGGUUAACAGAAUACCACACCCAGGAUAGGAAGAUAAAGCAUUAAAGACAUUGAAACAUUUAGAAGAAGAGAAGAACUAUAAGGGAGAUAGUCAAGAAGAGCUUGUAGUUGAAGUUCCCAAUGAUUUGACUAAGUUUGCAACUGAAUAUUCAGUGUCAGGAUGGUUGAGAUGGGAUCAACCACCUAUUGGAGCACCUUGGUUCAAUGUAUUCAGAUUGAGUUUAUACUCUACAGAAGCAAAUGCUGAAGGAAGAUUUGGUGACAGAGAUUUAUCCUUGUUCAAACAUGCUACCUACUAUCAUUUCUAAACCUAUAAUUAUUAACCAGGAUUACCAUGGAUUUAUGGAUUCGAUUUCCCACAUGAAGAUUAACAUACUCAAUGGCAUUUCUUCUAUACUGGUUACUCAAGAGAAAAGAGACAAAUCUAUCACUAUUUAUCAUUCUUAGAAGCAGAGGCUGACAAAUUAUUUGAUAAACAAACACAUCUUGUCGUCAACAAACACUACUUCUCAUAUGGUAAAGACUUCAAGAAGUUCUAUGCAAGUCACAGAGGAGUUACUGGUAUUAGUAAUCUUGUUAACAUUAAUUAUGCCAUUCUUAAUCAAAGAUGGAGAGGACAAACCUUGAUGCAUUUUAGUUUCAACAAAGGAAGAGACCUCUAUACUCCUAAAUUCCCAUAGAAGGAAUUCACUACUGAUAAGACCAAAUUAUUGGAAUGCAUCUUUGAUAAGGCUGAACCAAAUGUUCUUUUGAAGAUCGAGGAUUCUAAAGAUGUACCCACUAGAGGAUUAUAAGAAUAUGGAUGGUCCACUUGGUUAAGAUGGUCUAGAACUGGACCUAAAUCUAUGCCAUGGAGAAUCGUUUGGCAUAACAUUGCUAGAUUAACAAGUAAAAGAAACCAUGGAGAUUUAACAUAACAAGGAGAUAGAUUAUUGGCUGCAUGGUUGUUCACCAACUCAUAUUACUUCUCUCAUUCACCAAAAGGAGUUGGAGAAUAAGUUCAACAUAUCCCAUGGAAGAUCAUUGAUGGAGAAUGGAACUUCAUUUCCAUCUCAUACAAGAAAGGAGAAGUCAAGGCUUAUGUCUUCUAAAAGGGAGAAAUCUCAGAUUUCACAUGGAAAGCUAAACAUGACUUAGUUGGAGACUAUUUAGAAUUCAUUUCAGGAAAAGAAUUUGGAUACAACUUCUUCAAUGGAUAUAUGUGGGGAUUGUCAUUGAAAUUAGGUGAUGGAGCUCACUUCGCUGAUCAAGAUGCUGUUAAAACCUAUGUCACUGGAGCAAUGAAAUUACCAGAUGAAUUCAGAUUUGAUUAGACCAGAAAGACUCUACCAAUCAAGAAGGAGAAGACUAAGAUUGAAGCUACAGCUGAACCAGAUAUUAUCACAAUUGAACCUAAGGAUGCUAACGGAAAAGUUGAGUAUGCAAUCUCAGGAUGGGCUAAAUGGACUGAUAUUCCAAAUAUUGGACCAUGGCAUCUUGUCUACAGAGUCACAUGCUGGGGUAAAGAUCUUGUUGGUAACAUGGAUAAGCCAGGAGAUAGAACUCUGUCUAUGUGGAAGGGAUUAGGAUUCUACCAUCAAACUGUGUACACUGUUGAUUAAGUCAAUGGAGGAGCUUGGUCUAUCCCACAAAAUUUCGAUUACAAGGGUUCCUUACAUAAGACUUGGGUCUUUAUCUAUCAAGGUUAUUCAAGAGAGAAGUAAAAGGCUCACGGAUUCAUCAAAUUCCCAGAUUCAGAAGAACACAGAGAUUUCCCUUAAUGUUAACUAAUUCGUGCCCACUUACUUCACUGUCUUAUGGCAUAAGGAUUAAUGGCAUCCAGGAUUCAGUGGAUAAAUGGAAAAUUGACUGGUUAUGAUGACGGUGAAUCUGAAUUAUUGACAUUCGGAUUUGGAGGAAGACUUGUUGCUGAAUUGAAACCAUGGAAGGUUGAUGAUAUCUUUGAUUAAGCAUGGGGACCAGACUAGAAGGUUGGAAAGGAAGUUGAAAUGACUGAUGACUCUAUCAAUGGAGUUACUGAAUAUGGUUAUGGAUUCUGGUCAAGAUUCCUAUGGAAUGGACCAAGUAAAUUAGUUGAUAAACCUGCUUGGAUGGCCUUGUCUAGAUUCACAAUCAAUCAAAACUACUAAGGAGAUGCUGCAUAAUAAGGAGAUAGAACUCUUGCCAUUUGGGUUGGACAACCAUUCUAUCAUUUCACUACCUACACUCCAGGAAACAAUAAUGUUGUUUAGAAUGUUCAAUAUGGAUAAAUGUUGGAUGGAUAAUGGAAUUAUGUUUGGUUUGGCUACAAGAGAUUUGAUAAGACUGGUAAAGUGUAAGGACAUAUAGUGUUUAAUGGUGAAUAAGUCAGAUCAACUCAAUUCCCAGUGGUUACUCACAAUCCAAUUACUGAUUAUGCUUACUUUUCUGUUGGAUCAUCAGGUACAAAAUUACUUAAGAAUUAUCAUGCUUUCAAUGGACAAUUGGGAUUAGUCAGUUUGAUACUUGGAAAUGGUGGAUAUAUUGAAUCUGCUGAUGAGUUGAGAAAGAGUAUGCCAGGAAUGCCCAAGGUUCCAGAAUUGAAUGCAAUUAAGAAGACUGUAUUUGAAGACAUUCAAACAAUGAAGAGAGAAGAAGCCACUAUGAAACCAUAUGAAUAUGCUGAUGAAUUUGCAGGAUAAUAAGAAUAUGCAGUUUCAUUAUGGUUCAGAUGGAGUUCAAUUGGAAGAGUUGCUUGGGAGAAUGUUUACACAUUGUCAUAUCAUGAUUAAGCCUCAAGAGCAAACCAUGUCAGACCAGGAGAUAGAGUGUUGUCAGUGUUCCAAUACGUUGAUCACAGAAUCUUCUUCAGUACAUACACUACUCCAGAUAAUCAUGAUGCUUUCGCUUAAAUCUUCACUGAAGCUCCAGUACCAACUCUUGAUCAAACUGCUUGGGUUUAUGCUUAUUAUGCAUACAGCAGAAAGGCAUAAUCAGUUGUGCAUUUCAUGAAGACAAGAACCACAGAAAAUGAGAAGAAAUUAGGAUGCAUGCACAGAGUUCCUAAAUAUUUAGGAUUAUGGGCUGGUAAAGAUGGUAUUCACACACCUUACAAUGGUAAAUAUGCCCAUAUGUACCUAUAUGCUGGACCAGGAUCAUAUAGAGAGAAGGAUUACUUAUCAUAUGAACCAUAUAUUGCUGGUGCUCUUGGAAUUCAAGCUAAACCAUGGAAAUGGAGUGAGAAGAAGGAUUAAUUUGAUAUUGCUGACAAAUAAGAAAUUGAAUUAGAGGCUACUGCAAUUGAUGGUCAUUCAGCAUAUGCAAUUGGAGUUUGGUUGAGAUACUUGACUGCAAUUCCAAAGAGAAUUUUGGAGAAAUAAGCAAGAAUGUCAGUUUAUAGAUUCACUUAGAAUAAAAACAUGGAAGAUAGUGCUAAGGUAGGAGACAGAACAUUGGGAUUGUGGUUAACUUCUGGACAAUAUGGAUUCAGAACAUACAAUUUGGCUAAUAAUAAUCCAAACCUUUCUCAAGAUAUUAAUUAUGAUGAUAAGUUGGAAGGAGAAUGGAACUUUGUCUACUUCUGUUUCUCAAGUGCCAAGCAAUAAGCUCUAGGUUAUGUCAAAUUCUCAUCCACUGGAGAUAUCAGAAGAGUUUCAUUCCCAGAAAUCGCUCAUAAACCAAUUGAAGGAUAUGGUAAAUUGUAUUUGGGUGCCACAUUCACCUAUCAAGGAUUCAAUGGUCAAAUGGCCUAACUGCAAAUGUUGUUUGGUGCCUAAGGAUAUGUUGCAGAUACUGAUGCCUUGGAAGCAAUGAUUAAGGGUACAUUCACAGCACCUGAAUUAGAUGAGCCUGCAAUUCAAACUAUCAAAUUAUAAGAUGAAGAAAUUGUUAGAAAAGUUGAUGAAGCUGCAGUUGUUAAAGAGUGGCCAGAUUAAUACUAAGGAUCAUUGGAAUAUGCAAUUUAUGGAUGGUUCAGAUAUUCAAGUGCAACCUUGAAGAAAGAUAACAACGUAUUGUUGAGAUUGACCAAUAAUGAACCUGCCUACAGAAAAGAAGCUGCCACUGUUGGAGAUAGAACAUUGUUGAUUAUGUACUAACCAAGAGAAGUCGUAUUCUCAACCUACACUCUAGGAACUGUUGAUAGCGGAUUAGUUGCCAAUAUUAGAAAACCAACACCAGUUGGAAACAACUUCGGUGUUUGGACAUACGUCUGGUUCGGAUACAGUUGGCCAAAGAGAGCUGCUUCAGGAGUUGUCAAAUUCCCAACAGAAACUGCUGUUGUUCCUUAUGAAAAUGUCCUACAUAUGGUACCUAAAUACUUAGCUAUGUUUGUUGGUUCAGAUGGUAUGUUAGGAGGAUGGGAAGGUCCAAUUAGAAAGGUUGGAGCAGUCUUUGGAAAAGGAGCUUAUAUUGAUACCAAGAAAGGCAACUUCGAAUCCCUUUUACCAGAAGUCCAAAGUUUAGUUAUCAAGAAGACUCAAUGGAAACCAGAAAAGGAGGGUUUGGUCUAUGUUCCACAAGGCGAACAAUUUGAUAAACCAGGAUUUGAUGUCACAUUCAAGGAAGAAGUCGGUGGUGUAAGUGAAUAUGGUUAUGGAUUGUGGACAAGAUGGUUGAUGACUACUCCUUAAAGAGUUAAUGAUAAAUCACCAUUCCAUCAACUUGUUAGAUUGACAAAUACUGAAAAAUAUGAAGAUAAUGCCGAAUUUGGAAAUAGAAUCUUGGCUACUUGGGUCGGUAAAGGAUAUUAUCAUUUCACCACUUAUGACAAGAAGACAAGCAAGAUUUCAAUAGCUCAAAACAUUAACUAUGAUGAUUAUCUUGAAGGCCAUUGGAAUUAUGUUUAUUAUUCAUUCACUUCCAAAGAUCAACCAAGAGCUGUUGGUUUUGUACUCUUCGGAGAUUUACCUGAAAACCCUGUUGGAAGAAUUGAAUUCAUAGAUCUUCAACAUAUGCCUUUGAAUGGUUACGCAAGAGUUGUUGUUGCCAAUAAUGAAUUUGGAUACCCUGCCUUCAAUGGUAUGAUCUCAGAUUUCAGAGUCAAUUUCGGACAAGGAUUUGUUGGAUCCAAGGAAUAAUUCCUCAAAGACAUCAUCUAAGCUUAUCCAAAACCAAAUAUCAAAGUUCCAUAAAGAACCGAUGUCAAUGUUCUAAGAGAAUAAAAGAACUUUGAAAAGGAUGAUCCUAAUCCAAUUAAGAAUUAAUAUGAUCAAUAUUAAGGUGUCCUUGAAUAUGCAGUUUCUGGUUGGUUAUAAGCCAAGAAGGGAAGCAGUGAAGAAACUGUUAAAUCAAUAUUCAGAUUGACCAUCAACGCUCCAGGAUACUAGAAGGAUGCAACCAAUGCUGGUGAUAGAACCUUAGCUGGAUUCUAAUCUAAGGACUCAUUCAUUCUCUCCACUUAUGAUUAUGGAAAUCUUGAUACCAAUGAUGAUGAUCAAAACGAUUUAAAUACCAAAUUCUAGAUCAAAGAAAACUAAGGAGAGUGGGUUUAUCUCUACUUUGGAUAUUCCUCUAAGUUUAGAAAAGGAUUUGCAUAUGCCUUAUAUCUAAAUAGAGAAGAUAGUUUCUAAUUCAACGGACUUAAACACUUUGUUCCAAACAAAUUCUGGUUCUACUUAGGAGCAGAUGGCUUCAAUCAACCAUUCGAAGGAGCAAUGUUUAACUGGAAUCUUCAUAUUGGUGAUGGCUCAUUCAAUAUCAAACCUAAAUCAUAAAUUGAAUUAUGGCCAUAUGAACCAAAAGAACCAAUCGAUCAAGUACUCUCAGUACUUUUGGGCAACUAAGGAUUGAGCUCAAUUAAAUUAACAAGAAAUGUUCCAUAAUCUGGAACUGUAGAAAAAGUUGCUGGUCCUGCAUCAGGAAAAGUUGAAGUUGGAACUGGACCUAAAUCAGGUUAAGUAAGUUCCGCUGAUGGACCUAAAUCUGGUUAAGUUGACUCCGCUAAUAAACCUAAAUCAGGAUAAGUUGAUAAACUUGAGGGAGCUAAAUCAGGAGAAACUCAACCAGGUGCCAAACCAUAGUCAGGCGAUUAAGUAGUAAACAAAUGAGCUUGAUAUUACAUAUACACAAAAAUAAUAAAACAUUCAUCAUUAU